This is a messenger RNA of Penicillium canescens, 1095 nucleotides long. Its product is annotated as FAD-dependent oxidoreductase. Lineage: Eukaryota; Fungi; Ascomycota; Eurotiomycetes; Eurotiales; Aspergillaceae. Gene Ontology annotation, molecular function: D-amino-acid oxidase activity; FAD binding. The record is from RefSeq and is a predicted model, not a curated record. The transcript is spliced from 6 exons. The coding region runs from base 1 to 1095 and encodes 364 amino acids.
AUGGCAGCUGGCAGGAUUGUAAUUCUGGGUGCGGGAGUCUCUGGACUUACCACGGCGUUGCUUCUGUCCCAGGAUCCCUCAAAGGAGAUCACGGUAGUGGCUAAACAUAUGCCUGGAGACUAUGAUAUUGAAUAUUGCUCCCCAUGGGCUGGUGCGAGCUUUUUUCCAGUUGGAAAGCCAAACACGGCUCACGCUGAAUGGGAACGAGCCAGCUGGUCAGUCCUAAAACAACUGGCAGAGGAACAUCCCGAGGCGGGCAUUUGUUUCCAACCGACACUUGUCUUUAGCCGCGAAAAAGACGCCAACUCUGCCACAGGGCGGUGGUUUGCAGAGCUUGUCCAGAAGGAUCCGUGGUACAAAGAGCUCGUGGACAAUUUUGAAGAUAUCCCAACAGAGAAGCUGGGCCCUGGAAUUAAGAAUGGCUCGCGCUUUACAUCAGUGUGCAUCAACACUGCAGUUUACCUACCCUGGCUGCUCGGUCAAUGUUGCAAGAAUGGAGUCGUUUUCAAAAGGGACACAUUCAAACAUGUGGCUGAAGCAGGGUAUGCACAUCACUCGGGCGAGAAAGCCGACGCAGUUGUCAACUGCACUGGAUUGUCUUCAAAGACCCUGGGCGGAGUUCAAGAUGACACACUCUACCCAAUUCGUGGACAGGUGGUCGUUGUCCGUAACGAUCCCUUGGCGAUGUACUCGGUCUCCGGAUGCGAUGACGGUGAAGAUGAGGUUGCUUAUAUGAUGGCUCGAGCUGCAGGAGGUGGCACGAUUUUGGGAGGCUCAUACCAGAAGAACAACUGGGAUCCACUGCCGGACUCUAAUCUUGCUGUCCGGAUCAUGACAAGGGCCAUUGAAUUAUGCCCUACGCUUGUGAAAAAAGGACAAGGUGUUGAAGGGCUGGAUAUUAUCCGACAUGGGGUUGGACUACGUCCUUUCAGAGAUGAUGGGCCACGCGUCGAAAAGGAGCGAGUGAAUGGUCUCUCCGUGGUGCAUAACUACGGCCACGCGGGUUUUGGGUACCAAGCAUCGUAUGGUUGCGCAGCCAAAACAGUGACACUGGUCAAUGAUGUCUUACAGGAAAAGGCGAAGGGAAAGUUGUGA